AUGGCUACUCAACUCCACCGGCUAGAGGUCCUGGACCGCACCGCGCUGCCGGAAUUCACCACGCCGGUCAAGUGCAUCCACGAGAGCAGCGACGUGCCCGCGUUCCUCACCAGCCUAGCCUACCGCGACAUUGGCAUCUUCAUCAUGCAACUCAACCACGCCGUGUGUCCGCGCCACCGCAAAGACACGCCCGUCCCGCAGAUCUUUGUCAUCCCUUCCCAGCAACACGCGCCGCUUCUACCCCCUGUCCAGGCGCUGCGGGACCUGCUCGCCGAGAUGGAGCGCCUCAUCGACGAGGCGCCGCCCGCGCCGGGCCCGCGCCGCUUCGGCAACCUGAGCUUCCGCGCAUGGCACGCGCUGCUGGAGGGCAAGGCGGAUGGCCUGCUGGAGAGGGCCACGACUUUGGGCGAGACGACGAUGGCGGGCUCCGGAGCGGCGCGCCAGGAGAUCAAGAGCUAUCUGCUGGGCGGCUUCGGCAGCGCGCAGCGCCUCGACUACGGCACCGGCCAUGAGCUCAGCUUUGUGGCCUUUCUCGGUUGUCUGUGGAAGCUUGGCCAUUUCAAAACGGACAAUCCAGAGGUGGAGGUUGAGAGAGAGAUUGUCUUUUCCGUCAUUGAACCAUAUCUGGCGCUUGUCCGAAAGCUCAUCACGACAUAUACGCUCGAGCCUGCGGGCUCCCACGGCGUUUGGGGUCUAGAUGACCACUCCUUUGUACCAUACAUAUUUGGUUCUGCGCAGCUGACGAGGCCUAUUGACGAGAAUGACCCCAUGCCGCUCGAGGGUUCUGUGAGAGGCGCACCCAAGACCGGUGACAUUACCAAAUCAUUGGUUGUCGAGGACAACCGCCAAACAAACAUGUACUUUUCCGCCAUUGGUUUCAUCAACGAUAUUAAAAAAGGUCCGUUCUGGGAGCACAGCCCGAUGCUGUUUGACAUAUCUGGCGUCAAAGAUGGCUGGGGCAAGAUUAACAAGGGAAUGAUUAAAAUCAGCGCAGUCUGCUCCGUCUGCCCCGGCAACCACAGCCGCGCCAGUCGGAGGUACGGCAGCGCCAUGGGCUCAAACAUCGAGAAUGCCGCCGCCUACUGGAACGACUGCCGUACCAGCGAGUCGCAUGCCACCGCCCACACAACGGCCUGGACCGCCACCAGGUGA
This is a messenger RNA of Akanthomyces muscarius, 1152 nucleotides long. RefSeq lists its product as uncharacterized. The record is from RefSeq and is a predicted model, not a curated record. The transcript is spliced from 3 exons. Gene Ontology annotation, biological process: mitotic spindle organization. Bases 1 to 1152 code for a protein of 383 amino acids. Gene Ontology annotation, cellular component: cytoplasm; protein phosphatase type 2A complex; nucleus. Lineage: Eukaryota; Fungi; Ascomycota; Sordariomycetes; Hypocreales; Cordycipitaceae. Gene Ontology annotation, molecular function: protein tyrosine phosphatase activator activity; peptidyl-prolyl cis-trans isomerase activity.